AUGCCUAAUGGGAGCCUAGAGAAGUGGUUGUAUUCUUAUAAUUGCUCUUUGAGUAUUUUACAAAGGCUAAAUAUAAUGAAUGAUGUUGCAUCAGCACUAGAAUACCUUCAUGAUGGUUAUUCAAUGCCUAUUGUUCAUUAUGAUUUGAAGCCUAGCAAUAUCUUGCUAGAUGAAGAUAUGGUUGCACAUGUCACUGAUUUUGGCAUUGCCAAACUCUUAGGUGAUGGGGAUUCUAUAGUGCAUAGCAUAACUCAUGCUACAAUUGGGUAUAUGGCACCAAGUGAUGUUUCUAAUGUAUCACUAAUGUUUAACAUUUGA
Messenger RNA from Corylus avellana, 318 nucleotides. Lineage: Eukaryota; Viridiplantae; Streptophyta; Magnoliopsida; Fagales; Betulaceae. The record is from RefSeq and is a predicted model, not a curated record.